AUGAAAGACACCAUGGCAAGACAGCAACUAUCGGCAUGGAAUUGAUGGAUGGAUGCAUCGAUGGAUCAAUUGAUGGAUGGAUGCAUCGAUGGAUCAAUUGAUGCAACGUCUGACAUUUCUGCGAAUCAUUUUUCAUUCGCAUGUCGUAAUUUGUGUCAUGCCAGUUACAUUGAACACCGAAUUCACGAGCUUAGUACUAACGAAGCAUUUUUUUCUUUACAAUUUUCAACCUACAACUAUCGACUUUUUCUGUAACGAUUUGCUCAACCUUUCAGCUAUUUUAAAAUGGGUCGCGUUAUCCGUGCUCAGAGGAAGUCUGGUGGCAUUUUCAAGUCCCAUACCACCCACCGCAAAGGUGCUGCUAAGUUGAGAUCCCUCGACUACGCUGAACGCAACGGCUACGUUCGUGGAAUCGUCAAGGAAAUCAUCCACGAUCCCGGUCGUGGUGCUCCCCUCGCCAAGGUUGUUUUCCGCGACCAAUACAAGUACCGUCUUCGCACCCAAAUCUUCAUUGCCACCGAAGGUAUGUACACCGGUCAGUUCAUCUACUGCGGAAAGAAGGCCUCCCUUUCCGUUGGCAACGUCCUUCCCGUUGGCUCCAUGCCCGAAGGUACCAUCAUCUGCAACGUUGAGGAGAGAGAUGGUGACCGUGGUGCUCUUGCCCGUACCUCUGGUAACUACGCUACCGUUAUCGGUCACGGUGACGACGGUAAGACCCGUAUCAAGCUUCCCUCUGGUUCCAAGAAGGUUGUCUCCUCCGGUGCCCGUGCUGCUAUUGGUAUCGUUGCCGGUGGUGGUCGUAUUGACAAGCCUUUGCUCAAGGCUGGUCGUGCUUUCCACAAGUACAAGGCUAAGCGUAACAGCUGGCCCAGAACCCGUGGUGUUGCCAUGAACCCCGUUGACCAUCCUCACGGUGGUGGUAACCACCAACAUAUUGGUAAGGCCUCUACCAUUCCUCGUGAUGCCUCUGCUGGUCAAAAGGUCGGUUUGAUCGCCGCCCGCAGAACUGGUUUGUUGCGCGGUAGCAAGAAGCUUAAGGAGUAGAUUGAAUAAACCCAUUUCCAUAGCCGCCAAUAAAAUCUUUACACACAGACGCUUCCUCAAAACAACCAUACUUCUGCGUUCAUUUGUUUAUACUAGCGGAUUGACCCGUAUAAUGUUAUGGAG
Umbelopsis ramanniana AG is the source of this 1167-nucleotide messenger RNA. RefSeq lists its product as uncharacterized. Gene Ontology annotation, molecular function: structural constituent of ribosome; RNA binding. The transcript has 4 exons. Gene Ontology annotation, cellular component: cytosolic large ribosomal subunit; ribosome. Lineage: Eukaryota; Fungi; Mucoromycota; Umbelopsidomycetes; Umbelopsidales; Umbelopsidaceae. The record is from RefSeq and is a predicted model, not a curated record. Bases 286 to 1044 code for a protein of 252 amino acids. Gene Ontology annotation, biological process: cytoplasmic translation.